Kuraishia capsulata CBS 1993 is the source of this 2232-nucleotide messenger RNA. RefSeq lists its product as uncharacterized. Bases 1 to 2232 code for a protein of 743 amino acids. Gene Ontology annotation, molecular function: zinc ion binding; DNA-binding transcription factor activity, RNA polymerase II-specific; transcription cis-regulatory region binding. NCBI's taxonomy places the organism in Eukaryota, Fungi, Ascomycota, Pichiomycetes, Pichiales, Pichiaceae. The record is from RefSeq and is a predicted model, not a curated record. Gene Ontology annotation, cellular component: nucleus. The transcript has a single exon. Gene Ontology annotation, biological process: regulation of DNA-templated transcription.
AUGUCGCAGCCCAAGAAGUACAAGUCCUGUGCUAGCUGCCGAAAAAGCAAACUCAAGUGCGAAUAUGAUCAGACAAAGCCCAUGCCUGUUAUUUGCGACAAGUGUGAGCUGAGAGGAGUUGAAUGUGUUUUUGACGAGAAGUUUGACGAGAAAAAGGCCAUCACCGCAAUAGACGAGAGACUAGACAAGAUUGAGAGCUCUAUAGGGCUCAUGGUCUCAUUGAUAAGACAGCAUUCGUUGGAAAGUCAUGAGAGCAGCAGCUCUUCGCCUAAUGUUUUUCCCUCGCCGACAAAUUCGUCCACGAUUACAAGCAAAUCUGAGGAUUCUCCGAUGACCAACGUGCAUGGCCAGGAUGUGUUGAACAUGAGGCGAGGGAUUUCAUUCCUUCCGUCCAUCAAGUAUAUCUUGAACUCGCGAGACGUGGAUAUAGAUCCCAAAACGAGAAAUUUUGACUCUGCAUUCCCGGGAACGGCUACCGGGAUGUUGAGUGAGAUAGUGCCAAAUCUACCAGAUUCAGAGGCCGCUAAGAGGCAGAAAAGACGCAAACUACAGUCUCAGGUAGGAAUACUCCCUGGUCAAGUGACUCAGGGUGAGAUUGAACAAUUGUUGAAUUUCUUCACUGUGAGAUUGGCAAGAUAUUUGCCUGUGCUUAUAUUCCACCAGAUACCUAAGCUGGAUAUCUCACUGCAGCAUACCUCGCCUCUGCUGUUUUCGUCGAUUUUGGCUGUUGCGUCCUUGUACGAUAGCACGAUGAUCAACAAACACGGACUGUUUCUGUCGCAAUUUGAAACGAUAGUGAGAGAGAUCGACCCCAAUAGCAUCCAACCAAACGCAGACCCAGCCUUUAUAUACCAAGUGUUGAAAGACUGUCUUGGUCUUAUCAUCGCAGGUGCUUGGCUGGGUACGGAAUUCGGCUUCAGAAUGAGUCUCAUGGCAAGCGAUAUGAUUGGCAGGCUACUGCCUGAUUCAGAGAUUGAUUUCAAUCUCCCCCCUGAGCUAAGACCACUUUUCUGUUCUUUGGGCAUAGGUACCUAUAUCAUUGAGCAGAGGCUGCGAAUCAUCCACGAUCGCCCGGUUCCAUACAUGUACAAAGGUGCUGAUUACAGGACCAAGAGAGACCUUUAUCUGCCCAUGUUCCUGAGUGAGACCAUUCCCAGGAAGGAUUUUGUUGCCACAAAACUCGACCCAACUCAGCUAAAGGCAACCGCAAACGUCGAGCUCUGUUCGGUAAUGAUGAUGUACCAGCAAGAGAUGAACCAAUCAGGCCGGCUUCCAUUUAAUGAACUGAUGUCCUGGAAUGCCCAUCUCAAUGGCUGGCUUGCAGAAUGGAUUGGAAAGCUGACUGCCCAUGUCAAACUCUCUUCCUGGAAACCAGUGAUUCUUUCUUUCCACUUUGCGAAACUUUUCUUGAACGUGAGGGUUUUGGAACAUCAUGAGCCUAUCCCUCAAAAGGAAGUCAUCCAGGUGUUUGGUCUGGCCAAGAACUCGGCCAUGGAUAUUCUGGAAAUGCUCUACGAUGAUGACAUCAGAAGACUAGUGAGUGUCAGUCCUGUGUUUUAUCCGACAAUCUUUGUCACAGCGGGAGCGUUUCUGCUCAAGCUCUUGCACGUUUCUGCAUCUUUGGGUUACCAGCUGGACAAAACAUACACCAUCAGGGUGAUACGUGACACCUACAAAACUUUGAGUGAGAAAAUCAGCUUUGAAGAAUCGCCGUGUUUCAGCACCAUUGAUAAGCUCGGUGAAUGUCUACGCAAAGUCGAGCUUGAAAUUUCUAAUCCUUCGGCAGCAAUACCCGCAAUCAAACAGGAAAUCCUCACGAGAGACACUUAUUCUGCCAUUCCUUCAUACGCGUUACCACCUCGUGGAAACAGCGUAAAUGGUUUUGCCUUUCAGCAAUCACCUCAGCCCAAUGGAGCCCCAAUGCAUCAACAGCAGGUACAGCCGAUGAUGGCCACCUCCAGCUCCAAUGUGUCCUCACCACAGCCUCAACAGGAUUCAGAGAAGAAGGUCAUCGCAAACUCGAUGUCGCCUACUUCAAAGACUGAAGCUCAACAACUGCCAAUCCAGGGUCAACAGCAUCAGCCACUGCAACAACCUCCGCUGCAGCACCCAUUGCAAGCACAGGCGCAAAAUAACGACUUCGACAUUUGGAAGUUCGACAUGAACGAUCCCUAUUUCAUGACCGAUGCGCACAGCAACAUACUUUUCCAGUCUGUUUUUAACUCUAAAUAG